This is a messenger RNA of Schistocerca gregaria, 9976 nucleotides long. RefSeq names its product protein fuzzy (gene fy). The transcript has 8 exons. Gene Ontology annotation, biological process: vesicle-mediated transport; non-motile cilium assembly. The coding region runs from base 190 to 1320 and encodes 376 amino acids. The record is from RefSeq and is a predicted model, not a curated record. Lineage: Eukaryota; Metazoa; Arthropoda; Insecta; Orthoptera; Acrididae.
AAUUAUAACUACUUUGCUGACGCAUAUAGACCUCUUUUUGACCUAUUUUCUUUGGGUGGGGAAGUAGUUUGUAAACAUUGAGAGUGUUGGGUUGUACAAGAUUCUAAAACUGAAUUUCGCGAGCGUUUUAAUGCAGAUCAAUAAUGUGCACUAUUUAGUUAAUUGGAACUAGCAAUGUAGGAACAAGAAAUGAAUGCUGCAAAUAUGAGCGCGCACAUAAUGUGUUUGACGUCCGGCGGUGGACUACCUUUGUUUUCAAGAAAAAAAGGAGAGGGUGAACCUCUUCCGUUUCCUGUUGUGGCCUCACUAAACGGUGUUCACAUGUUUGGAAAAUGCCAUAAAAUGAUGCUUCAGAGUACCUCUUCAUCAGACAUGACAGUUGUGUGGCGUGAAGUAGAGGAAAGUGUCAUCCUCAUAGCAGCAGCACAUGGUGCAAGUGAAGAUCUCUUACAGAAAUUGCUUUCCCUGGCGCAUAGUACAAUGAUUUUUACAGUUGGCACAGAGGAGAUAAAGUCACCACGUAAUAUUGAAAGACUGAAGAAGGACCUGAGGGUAUGCUACCCCAUUUUGGACAAAUUACUGAAUGGAUUGGAGGGUGGGACUGAUUUAUUAGGCCUCCACGAGGUUAUUCUUUGUCCAGAGAAUCAACUGCUCCAGGGAAUUUUAGAUGCCUUCUGUGAGUGUGUCGGUUCCUCCUAUGGAGUUCUCAUGAUUCGUGGUUGUGUGUCAGUUGCCACAUCCAGCUGGUGGUCAUUGGCACCAGUAGAAAGGCAGUUGCUGGUUCUUCUGCUGCAGUGUGGUAAUGAACAUACUGUGGCUCAUGAUGUUCCAGUCUUUCUGCCAGUUAAAAGUCCACAUGUUGCCUAUCGUGUUGUGUCCUGCCUCUUGACGUCUGAUGUGGAGGUGUGUGUGCUGUGUGGACCAACUCCAGGCCUUAGUGAAGUUGAGCGCGCAGCUGCACAGUGCUGGAGGAGUGCCAUUGACUUGCUGCGCAAUGCUCAACAGUCCUUUUCUUUUGAUUCUGGAGUUGCUGGUGUUCUAUUAGUUGAUCUGGAAAUGGGAAAGUUCAUGCUGAAUCGCACACCUGGAAUGAAGCGUAUGGAUAUGCUGCGUACAUUCUAUCAGCAUACUGUGAGCUCUAGUGCUUCUCAUGCUUUGGAGAGUUACUGGUGUUCAGAAUAUCAUAAAUGUCACUCAUUGCGAUCUGGUAACAACUUACUUUGUGUUAUGUACUCAGCAACUGUCCCAAAUGUCACCAUGAGGCUUCUAUCCAAGAAGAUUCUGAAAAUGAUUCUAUCAGACAAGCAACUGUGCUGGUAACUAUGUUAUUAUUUCUUCAAGAUGCUCAAGAGUUUAAUUCUUAUUAUCUCAUUAAAAAUAUUCUUCCACAUUUCCAACAUUGCCUUCCUUACCCUGCAUCCGAUCCAUUUUCAUAUGCCUCCCUUCUCCUUCCACUUAAGAAAGGACAAGUAGUAAGUAGGCCUACUACGGCAGACAAGGCAGACAAUUUCCUGAACACUUUUUUAAAAAAUUCUCUCUCUCUCUCUCUGUUUUUUUUUAAUUUUUUUUAUUUUAUAUAUAUUUUUUAUUACAACUGUUCAGUUGAAUUUUGUGAAGUCAAUGGUAAAUGUGUUUGUGAGUUUAAUUUUUAUUGCCUGAUUGUGGUGAUGUUACAUUCCUCAAAGUGCCAUGCUUGACCACAUGUGUAAUAUAAAACUUAAUGUGCCAGGAAAAGUAAAAAGUGCCAGGAAAAGUAAUCACUGUUUUGUCCCGUACUUCAUGGUGAACUUGUAGAAGUGGCAUGUUAGUUGUGUUUUGUGCCCAAAUGUCUUUGGGCUAAAUGUGUUUUAUGUCCAUCUGCUGCCUACCUCAAAGAACUAAUUAUAACAAUACUCUGUGUGGUACUGUAGCAGCCAUUACUUUGUGAAUCUCAUGUUGUUCUGUUGUUUUGCUUGUUGCAUCACUUUCUGCUAAAAACCAAGACAAGUGCAACAGGUAGUUAUGCUCUUUUAACUUGUGGAUAGUUCCUUAUCUAUUUAUCCAUUUGCAGAAUCAUCAUCUAAUGUUCUUUCACUUUUGGAACAUUGACUGUUUUAUAGAUUAUGUGUUUGUUGCCUUCAUCAUUCUUUUUCAUUUUUGCAAUGAAUAUUGUGCCUUUAUUUUGAAAUUUGGAUUGUCAUUUUUGCUCUGUACCACAAAGCUAUUGCCCAUGUACUUGUUUUCCUUUGCAUCAGUAAUGACAUACAGUAGAACCUCGAUUAACUGGCAUUGUUGGGACUUAGGGUGGUCAGAAUGCUAAAACGGGCAGUUAAUCAGACGGGAAUGAAACAAAUCAUUCACAGAGCUCAAAACAAUGUAAUAAAUCAAAAUUAAAUAAAAAAUUACAUUUCUAAUAAAGAGAAAGGAACACAGAAAAUUUUAGACAUGGAAAAUGUAUUUGAAAAGUGUAAAAUGUUCUUUUGUUUCAAUUUCUUAAAUGUUGAUUUUUGCAGCUGCAUCACACCACUUCUUUGCUCACAAUAUAUCCAUAGCUGCAGCGGUUUUCUGUUGUUGCAAAUAAUUGAGGGUAGUUUCAAAUGCUUCCUUUGCUGUACAGUGGCUGAUCUUUUCAUUGUAUUCCUUUUCCUCAUCAUCUCAUCAUUUUCAUAUCCUUCAUUGUUAACAGUAGCAAUGUUGCCUUCUGCUAGCCAUUCCUCUAUGUCGGCAGGUCGGAUAUCAGAAUCUGAAGAGUUUGCAAAUCUGCAGUGUCUGACUCAUUAGUUUCUGGAAGUUUGUGUUCCAUGAUUUUUGUAGAGUCUUUUUCUGAAGUUCUUCCUCAGCUUGGACAACUAUGUAAAUUGCAUCUUUUAUGUUCAGGCCUUUCAUUACCUCAAAAAAGAUCACAACCCUCUUGCAUUUCCUGUAACAAAACACUUAUGUAUUCCUUCCUGUAAUGUUGUUUUAACCACUCACUCACCCCCUGGUCCACUGGUUGGAUUAAUCAAGUCACACAGGGUGGGGCUGGAGGGAGGUGAGCAAAAACUUACCUUUUAUGUCACCUAGUUGUUUUUCAGACUCAGAAGGGUGGCUUGAAAAGGGUGGUUUGGAGCAAUGUCUAACAGUACACUUGCACAGGGAGGUAGGUUUUCUGACUUCAAGUAAUUUUUAACAUCUGGAGCAAAUGCAUCAAAAACUAAUCUUUAAAUAAAUUUCCAUUAACUGCUUUGAGCUUUGUAGUAAACAGAAAGUGCCGAUAUGUUUAUGUUUUUGAAGGCUCUUUGUUUCUUACAUUUGCCGAUAUCAAAAGAAAUUUAUGGUCACCACUUCUAUUGCUACAUGUUGCAAUGGACACCCUGUAUUGACUAGUUUCGUUCCUGUGGCCAUUUCAUUCUUUGAGGCAGAGGUUCUUUGAGGGAGCAUUUUAUAGUUCAGCCCCAUCUCACCAAUGUUGUAUAAUUGAUCUACUAUCUGUUUAUUUUCUUAGACUAUUUUUUCAAAAUUUUCAGCAAACUCCCUAUCUACAGCAUCAUCAGAAGAAAAUUCUUCUUCUGAAAUAGUAACCUGACACUGUGAAAAUUUUUACACCAGUGAAGAUUUUUCCACCAGUGAAGCCAGUCUUCACUUGCUUGGAAUUUUUCUUCUUCACCCUCCCCCCCCUCCCUCCUGCCCUCACCCUGCACUGAAAAGCAUUUUCUUUUAUGAUAGGGCCUAAACGUGUGGCCCCUUUUCAUUUUCCCAGACAAAACCAAACCCACACUUUGUCAUCCAAGAACUCAAGUUUUGGUUUUUCAAUGUUUUUUGCAGUUUUUAAACCAUUUUCACUGUCUACAGUUAAUGAAAAACUUCAAGGUCUUUUCAGUUCUUUUUCCAGUCUUUAAUGGUUGCCACUCCAACACCCAUUUCAGAGGCUAAUUUAGUAACUUACUAAUGGUUGUCAAGUUUUUUGCAGAAAAUGUAGUUUCUGUUCGAUAGUACACACAACACAUUUCUUUUUCGGAUUUGUAGCAUUUUUACACUUUCAGAAUCCCUUACACAACUUAAUAAACUGAAUUAAGAUACAUUGCAACUUUAAAAUUGAAAGGAAUACAAUAAUAAACUUAAAAAGUGCACAGAUAGAAUAGAAGAUUAAAGAGCACAAUAAAUCAAAAACUGCAGUCAGUCAGCUGAGCAUGUGUGUGGAGCAUGGCUCAGAUGGACACCUGUUGUGACAGGAGUAAAAUUGAUCGAUAACACUAGCAUUCUCUGGUGCAGCACUCUUGACAGAUGGUGAGACACAGGGGUGGAUAAUCCAAGAAAUUAGUUAAUCGAAGGUCAGAUAAUUCAGGUUCUGCUGUAUUGUUGAAUUCUUACUAUUUCAUUAUUUAUACACUCAGUAAGUACUGACAGUUCUUUCACUGUUUUCCACAUUUGUGUACUGCAGGCCAUCUGCACAGUAUGUUGCAGAUGGUCCCAGAGUACCAUAGACAUCCACCUCUUGUUUUAAUUAAUUGAGGAGGUGCCUGUGGAGAACAGUUGUUAUUACUCUUCUGUAUAAGGCUGACUUUCCUUAAUGUUACUGUUACCUGCAUUUUUAGAGAUGUAUUUUGGUGGAAGUAAUCUAUUUAUUGAUGUAUGUAUGGGUAUGGUUUCUUUGGAUUUUGAAUCUCAGUGAUGUAAAACACAUUUCUUGUUUGUAUCUCCCGCUGGAGUUAUAUGGGAAUUUCAUACUUGCUAAGCGAACCUGUAGUGAAACGACUUGAUCUUUUUCAAGUAUUUUCCCUCUCUUCCAAAUAUUUAAUUUCGUAAUAUUAGUAUUUGAGAAUUGUUCAAAUGAAGACUUUGUAAGUUGCCUCUUUUGCAGGCAAUAUAUGUUUCCAUAGCAUUCUUCUGCAAACCUCUGUGUGCCAACUGGUACCUCUAUGGCUAGGUUUAUAUAUAUUUGAGUAUAUCUGAGAUUUAUAAUGCUAACAUUUACAUAACUAUAUCUUUAAGGAGAGACCUGGGGCCCAAUCUCCCCCACGGUAAAUCAACAGUGUUAAUCACCCAUUAUCUCAGAGAUUGUUGUGGAUAUAGAUUUGAAAUUGAUAUCAUAUGUUUACUAAUAGUCUCUUUAUUCUAUUAAUGUACAGUGGAAGGUUUUUUUUAUCGAUACAACAGGUUUUAUAAUUUUUGUGCUCAGUGCCUAUAUUUUUGUUAAAAUUGUGUAAUAAAUGUACACAAAUUUAACUCAGCUGAAUGUAUAUUCAUGAUUGUAGAUCCACAGCUUACUGGAUUGUUGUGUGGGGUUUAAGUUUCAUUGCAAUAAGAUGAAUUGUUUCUGAGAAAAUGCAUUUGUAGUGAAAAAUGUACAAACUGAAAGGACAUUUAAACUUUUCAUAUGAAACUUCUUGCCUUUAUUGUUACAUGAUGUUAUUAAAAACACCCUGCUCCAUGUUGUAGGACAUCUUUACCACCAGUGCUAUCAAGUAACAGCUGUCUUCUUUUUCUAGCCUUGUUGGUCAUAUUUUUUGCUGAAACCUCAGCUUUUUUCACUCUUGCCAUAUCCACUUUGUGAAGUUCUUCCACUGUAUGCUUUCCCAAAAUCACUCCCAGUUUUUAGAGUGCUCUCAAUCUGCUGCUGCUUCCACUAUUAAAUGUAAUUACAGUGUCUCAGGUUCCUAACUGUAGGGUUUUUAUCCCAACAAAUAUACAUUUUGGCAGACGAGUCCAAGGAAGAUUAUUGAAUGAUUUGUUGACAUUUUGUGUUUUGCCAUGCAAACGCCUUUUCAACAGAUUUGGAUGGGCUAGAUCUCUGAAUGUGGGCUUCAGGGCCUUCAUUACUGCUUGAGGCACAGUGUUUUUAUGCUAAAAAUCUUCCAGAGAUCCUUCAGCCUCAGAUUUUCCAUACUUGCACCAUGUCUCAGGAGGAAGAGGACACAAACAAUAUACUGGGUUUUUAUCAGUUGAAAUUUUAUGAUAGUAGAUAGCCCACACUGCUCUCACUAUCUUGUGCAAAUCAUUGGAGUUUUCCCUGAUUUGCCAUAAUAGUGCUGAAACUGAUCUAUUAUCUUGUCUGUCAGUCUACCAGUGCCUUUUAUUGUUCUACCGUCUGAUAUCUUCGCAUUGCCGAGUUUUGUUUUUAGCUGUCUGAGAUGUUCAUGCCUCCGUUUUCUUUUUGACAUGGCCUACACACUCAAAUUUAGUUAUGGGCUCACUAUACAAUUUGCUGCCAACUACUGCUUUGAAAAACUUGCUGUCUCCAUCUCCCAAAGACUGGUGUCAUGGUAUCUGCGUAGUGUUUGUACUCUCUAGGUGGACCUGGCAAAUUCAUAAUGCUGCACAAUGUCUUCCCAGUGUACCUCAGUCCAUACACUGAUCUUACAUUAUUUGAAUAAAGGUUCUUUUUGCAUUUGAUUGAUUUAGAGUAUUUGCAGCUCUGACAGAAAAUACGUAGUUGACAUACAAUUCCUUUCCUUGUUGAUUCAUCCUCAGACAAUGUUACUGCACCACCACGAAGGGAACGGCUCACUGUUUAACUUAGAACGUGAGCCAUAAAGUUGACUUUCCCUUUUGAAGUGCAGAAGAGAGAGGGAAUUGGCACUGCACUUGUUUUGUCACAGCUGUUGCUUAUAGUGUCUUGUUAUGUGCACAAACAAGCAUUUUUAAUAUCAGCUACACAUUUCUGGUAAAACCUGUUACCUUUGUUUUUUCACUUCGAAUAUUUUGCUUGGUUUUCUCAUUUUCUUUCUGCAGAAAUUCCUUCAAUGUCUGCUUGCUGUACAAACUAAAAAUACUAAAUCGAAAUACUUCAUGCUAUUCAAACAAAGAACUGUGAGAACAAAACCUUACAUAGAUCAGGCUGUCCACAACAAAAUGACAAAAAUAACAGUCUUCUGGAAUCAUCAGUUUUGGAAAUAUGCCCAUUGAAUUGAGUCAGUGUAACUCAUGAGGAGGCAAAUUGACAAUGCUGAUAAACAAUAAAAAGGCGACAAUACCGGCAAGGUAAUGUUUCCUCCCAGUAAAUAAUAUAUCAAAAUGUUCAGUGGAUUCCUUAGAUUUUAAUGGAAAAAAAUCAAUUCUUUUUUUUCCAUGUCUUGUGUUAAGUAAACUAUAUUUUUUUAGAAAGAUUUUUAAUGUUAAAUUCAGUUUCUCAAAUAUUGUAAUUGUCAUCAUCCAUCUGACAUAUGCUACUGCAUUAAGUUCCUUUAUAGAUUUUUCCAGGCAUUGUGGCCCUCAGCAGAAUGGGUGGGUGUUACUUCUGCAUAUUUCUUCAAUGUCGUAUACACAUGACCCUUACAUUGUCAUUCCAGCAUCAAACAAAGAAAUUCCGUGGUCCGUAUACCAUCUACUCGUUGGGUCACAUAUCCCACUUGCUUCCACUUAAAUUUCAAUACAGUUAUUAUUACAUCUUCCAUUCCAGCCUGUUCUCUGUUUCAUUUGCUUGCACUCUUGUCCAUCCCAGUAAUACCCAUCGUGACUCUUUUAGUACUUGCUGAGCAAACCCCAGUUUAUGAAUAGCUUUUGUACAGAAAGUACGUGUCACAUUACCAUAAAUCAAAACUAGUAAGACAUACCAACUGUAAACCUUCCGUUUCAUAAUUGAAAACUUAAUCAGAAAACUCCGCUUAGUUUAUCAAAAGCACUCCUGGACAAUUCAGAUCUUCAGUUUUUAUCUCUGAUCCAGCACUUUCAGCCAUUGUCUUCAGAUGCUGUAGAUACAAAAUCUCACCAACUGGUUUCAUGGUUUGAAUGUUAAUUAUUAUUUUUAUUUUAGAUGUGUUAAUUAUACAUUAUUUUAACCUUAAUGGAAGUGAUUUUCAGGCUUGCUUCUGAAAUCCCUUUAUUAAGUUCUUCCACACAUUGUCAAAUUUGAUUUGCACAAAGAGCAAAUUAUACAAUACCAUCAUUAAAAUGAAUGUUGCUGAAGUAUGAUCCAUUGACAUUUUUUCCUCCUUUGUUUUCACAAUUUAAACAUCUUGUAACUUCCUCUGAAGCUGCUGAGGCAGUUUUAGUGUUGUGGAUCUCCAUGUGCAACUCUACUUUCAAUUAUGAAUUUCUCACUAUGCUGACAAAGUCUGAUGAAAGCUGUAGCAGUGAUGUUUGUACUACUCGUGUACUAACAUGGAUGGUUCAGUACCUCUUUUCUCACCGGCUGUUUGUACAGAUUUUGUUGAAAUCAAGUCAACAAUUUAGCAAAUUUUGGGAAUACCCAGAAAGCAGUAAUUAAUACUCAUUGAUCCAUUCUGUGGUUUCAUUCAUGACUUGCAAAUGAUCCACUGUGCUGUAUCUGCUUUGACACGCAGCUAGUUCAUGUGCUUGAUCAAAAACUAAUGUUUCUUUUUCUUAUGUGGUUGUUGAUAAUUUAGUGAAAACACACACACACACACACACACACACACACACACACACACACACACACAGAUAUACUAUCAGAGACAUUUCCAAAUAACAACCAUUUAAUAAUUUCUGCUCUGAUGUCUUCUUUGCAACUGCAUCAUCUUUUGUUGUUUGCCCAAGCGCCCUGGUAACUGCCCUUUUUGUCUAUUUUUAUGCAAUCUUAAUUUCCCAAGAUGCUGAACUUGUUGCUUCAUUUAAUCUGUAGUAUUUCCCCACUCUUAAAUGAUUUUCACAGUCUACUUUUUUGAUUUAGUUUUUCAUGAGAUUCUUUCUUUAUAGACCAAACAAUGGAAAAUCCAGGAUGGAAAGCAACAAUAUCAGAGAAGGAAAGUUGCUACUCACCAUAUAGCGGAAAUGCUGAAAUGUGUGUGUGUGUGUGUGUGUGUGUGUGUGUGUGUGUGUGUGUGUCUACUGCUGACAAAGGCCUUAAUGGCCAAAAGCUAUAAUUGUGUGAAUCUUUUUUUGUUGUGCCUAUCGCAACUCAGCAUCUCUGCUCUAUGGUGAUCUGCUAUCUCUUUCUUUAUGGAUUUAUAUAUAUCUGUAAUCUUUAUAUUGUCAGUCUUUGAUCACUUGAAAAUUGAAAGUAGGAUGUUAUGCAGGCCUUCCAUUGCCCUAAAGCACCAACUGAGGAUUGAACACCGAACUUUCAUAUUUGCAGUUUGACUCUUACCGACUUAUUCAUUAUCGUUAUUACUAUGUAUUUCUUCAAGAAAUUACUAACUUUGCGAGUAGGAUUUAUUUUAGUCCUUGUUAAGCCCAAAAAAUCUGAAGUAAUAUGCAUUGGUUACUAUAUAACUACCAAGUUACAUACAUAGUGAUUGUGUGUGCCUAAUCUGCUAUGAGUACUGCCUUUCACUUGGUAGUACACUACCUAUUUUUUUUCUAUGUCAUCAAAAAUUCAAUGUGAAAUGGUCUCUCUCUCUCUCUUUUCCAAACUAUUGUUGGGGUAGUCAUAGUCAUUAGUUUGAACACUGCAGUGGUAUGCUAGGCAUGGUUCUAUUGAAAAUUGUAUGCCCUUGCUUUCCUUCAUCUUUUAAAAUAUGUACUCCUCAGGUUAUAAGAGAACUUACAAUUUAACUUGGAAACUGAAACACAGUGAAACUUGAUAAUAUAUUUCAAACCUGUAAACAGCCUGUAAACAAAUCUUUUACUUUUUUGCAAGAAAGAAAAAGAAAAAAUGUGAGUUUUGAGAAUGAAUAUCCUGACAAACUUUUCUUUGUAGUCAAAUGAAAUAAUUCCUCUGUAGAAAAAAAGAAGAGAGAAGAAAAAAGAAAUCACUAAAUAACGUGUGCCGUCCAUAUUAUGCUUUACAGAAUUUUAAAGUAGCAAGUGAAUGUGAUUUAAAUGAAUUAUUCAUUCACAUUGCUUUAUGAAAUAGUUAAUGGUAAUUAUGAAAAACAGUAUUGUAACUAUUAUAAAUAGUGUUGACAGAGAGAAAACAAACUGCAUGUUCCUAAAAUUACAUUGUCCAUUUUUAUUAUAUUUGCAGAUUAUUAUAAAAUGUGCACAAAUGUGUAUUUUGAUAUAUAUUUUACGUUAUAAUUUUGUAUUUAAUUUACACUGACAUCACGAUGAUGUAUUUUAUAUUUUUGAUGUAACCCAGUAUUUUUCCAUAGUUAAUUUGAAUAAAUUUUGAAGAAAC